Messenger RNA from Trichechus manatus latirostris (Florida manatee), 117 nucleotides. RefSeq lists its product as uncharacterized. The transcript is spliced from 2 exons. The record is from RefSeq and is a predicted model, not a curated record. The annotation marks the transcript as partial. Lineage: Eukaryota; Metazoa; Chordata; Mammalia; Sirenia; Trichechidae.
AUGCACACUCACAUGUACACAUACGUCCACACACACUCACACUUGCACACACACAUGCAUCCACAAACAUACAUACACACAUGUACACACAUGCAUGCACACACAUACAUGUGCACA